Brassica napus (rape) is the source of this 2307-nucleotide messenger RNA. RefSeq names its product CTP synthase. Gene Ontology annotation, biological process: CTP biosynthetic process; pyrimidine nucleobase biosynthetic process. The transcript has 23 exons. Lineage: Eukaryota; Viridiplantae; Streptophyta; Magnoliopsida; Brassicales; Brassicaceae. The record is from RefSeq and is a predicted model, not a curated record. Gene Ontology annotation, molecular function: identical protein binding; CTP synthase activity. Bases 312 to 2090 code for a protein of 592 amino acids.
AGAUGUAUAGCAGAGCAAAGACUCAAAAAGUUUGAUACCUUUCCCAUCUCUCUUUUUAAAACUUUUUGAUUGGUUUUAAAAUUGGACGCACAGUUUUCAAGACCCUCUCCUGGGCCUAUCUCUACCGAAACACUAUGCAACCUCUCCCACAGCUUCAACACGGGUGUCCGUGUCUCCAUGAGGUUUAAAUAAGAGGGGAGGGUCUGCAGGUUAUAGCUUAAAGCCGCCGCCUUGAAAAAAUCCAGAAAGGCCAUUGCUUUAUUCGACUAAGGUGAAGAGUAAGAAGAAACUUAAGAGACAAACCAAACAGAAUGAAGUAUGUUUUGGUGACAGGAGGAGUGGUGAGUGGACUUGGGAAAGGAGUGACUGCAAGUAGCAUUGGACUUCUCCUUCAAGCCUGUGGCCUUCGUGUUACUUCCAUUAAGAUUGAUCCUUAUCUUAACACUGAUGCUGGGACAAUGUCUCCGUUUGAGCAUGGAGAAGUAUUUGUUCUGGAUGAUGGUGGAGAGGUGGACUUGGACCUUGGAAACUAUGAGCGUUUUUUAGACAGUACAUUGACCCGUGAUAACAACUUAACAACCGGAAAGAUCUACCAGUCAGUCAUUGACAAGGAAAGGAAAGGGGACUACCUUGGAAGAACUGUACAGGUGGUUCCGCAUAUAACUGAUGCAAUCCAAGAGUGGAUUGAGCGUGUUGCUAAUGUUCCCGUGGAUGGAAAGGAAGGUCCUCCUGAUGUCUGUGUCAUUGAACUAGGAGGGACCAUAGGUGAUAUUGAAUCUAUGCCCUUCAUUGAGGCUCUUGGUCAAUUCUUCUAUAAAGUUGGGCCUGGUAAUUUCUGCUUGGUGCAUGUGAGCCUUGUGCCUGUUCUCAGUGUUGUUGGUGAACAGAAGACAAAGCCAACUCAGCAUAGCGUGCGAGGACUCAGGAGCCUUGGUUUGACUCCAAAUAUCCUUGCAUGUCGCAGCACAAAGGCACUUGAAGACAAUGUGAAGACGAAACUAUCUCAGUUUUGCCAUGUUCCGGAAGAGAAUAUUGUAACACUCUAUGACGUUCCAAAUAUCUGGCACGUUCCUUUGCUUCUGAGGGAUCAAAAGGCUCAUGAAGCAAUUUUAAAAGAGUUGAACCUCCUUGGCAAAGCUGUAGAGGCUGACGUGACAGAAUGGACUGCAAGAACUAAAAUCUAUGAUACCCUGCAAGAUCUUGUUAGAAUUGCUAUGGUUGGAAAGUACACUGGCCUUACUGAUUCUUACCUUUCCGUGUUGAAGGCUCUUUUACAUGCCUCUGUUGCAUGUCACAAGAAGCUUGUUGUAGACUGGGUUGCAGCCAGUGACCUUGAAGAGAUUACAGCACAGGAAACGCCAGAUGUCCAUAAAGCUGCAUGGGAUCUUUUGAAGGGUGCUGAUGGUAUUCUAGUACCAGGAGGUUUUGGUGACAGAGGAGUGCAGGGGAAGAUGCUUGCUACAAAGUACGCCCGUGAGAAUCAAGUCCCUUUCCUUGGCAUAUGCCUGGGAAUGCAGCUGGCUGUUGUUGAAUUCGCCCGCUCUAUUCUUGGCUUUGAGGAUGCAAACAGCACAGAGUUUGAACCAGAAACGCCAAGCCCUUGCGUCAUUUUUAUGCCAGAGGGAUCUACAACGCAUAUGGGUGGCACAAUGCGCUUAGGGUCAAGGAGGACUUACUUUCAGGUUCCUGAUUGCAAGUCUGCUAAGUUGUACGGCAAUGCAAAGUUUGUUGUUGAGCGACACAGGCACAGAUAUGAGGUAAAUCCAGAUAUGAUACAAGAAAUUGAGAAUGCUGGGCUCUCAUUUGUUGGGAAGGAUGAGACUGGGCGUCGUAUGGAGAUUGUGGAGCUUCAAAAUCAUCCAUACUUUGUGGGUGUUCAGUUUCAUCCUGAGUUCAAGUCCAGACCUGGAAAACCUUCUGCAUUGUUUCUAGGUCUUAUAGCAGCAGCGUCUGGGUGUCUAGAGGCAGUUCUGCAAGCAAGUGGCAAGGUGAGCAAAGUUUCAACAACUAGAGUGGCCAAUGGAACGACAACGGGGAAAGUUUACCAGAAUGGCAAUGUGUAUAGCAAUGGAAACGGAUUACAUCACUGACUCAAUGAAGAGAAAAUUUUACUGCACUCGCUUUCUUCUUUUUUUUGUUUCCCUUUAAUCAAAAACACUCUGCAUGUAUAGCACCUGAGUUUUGUUUCCUUGUCUUUGAAGACUUUGUUGUUGGUUUUUGGGAUAGACAUGGAUGUCAAAUGUGCUUCAUGUUCUUGUGGUGCUUUUGCCUUUUCAUAGCUUAAAGUAAUAAACAUCUUUAAUCUAA